GCCGGCAGUCACUUCCUGGUUCCAGGGGAUUGUACCGAGGGAUCUGUGUGCCGCAGCCGCCGUCUUCUUUUCACCAUGUCUCACCAGACCGGCAUCCAGGCGAGUGACGAUGUAAGGGAGACCUUUGCAAAAGCCAGGAAUGGAAAGUACAGGCUGCUGAAACUUGAUAUUGAGGAUGAGCAACUGACCGUGAGUGCCUGUGAAAAGCCCGUACAUUCCUGGGAUAAAGAAUAUGACUCUCUUAUGCUGCCGCUGUUAGAAGACAAGCAGCCCUGCUAUAUUUUGUAUAGACUGGAUUCCCAGAACGCACAGGGCUACGAGUGGAUUUUUAUUGCUUGGUCACCAGACUACUCUCAUGUCAGACAAAAGAUGUUAUAUGCAGCAACAAGAGCAACUGUUAAGAAAGAAUUUGGAGGAGGACAUAUAAAAGAAGAAUUGUUUGGAACAGUAAAAGAUGAUGUUUCAUUAAGUGGAUAUAAGAAAUACUUGGCCUGCAAAUCAGCUCCUGCCCCACUCACUACAGCGGAAGAGGAGCUGAGGCAAAUAAAGAUUAAAGAGACUCAAACAGAUGUUGGAAUAGACACUAAACACCAGACACUGCAGGGAAUAGCUUUCCCCAUAGACAGAGCUGCAUUCCAGGCUUUGGAACAAUUAAAAAUCAAGAGACUAAACUAUGUACAGUUGCAAAUUGAUAUAAAAAAUGAAGUUAUCAUUUUGGCGGAUACUACUAAUACGGAAGUGAAGGAUCUACCAAAGAGGAUUCCAAAAGAUGCAGCACGAUAUCACUUCUUCCUGUACAAACAUUCCCACGAAGGAGAUUAUUUGGACUCCAUAGUGUUCAUUUAUUCAAUGCCUGGAUAUACAUGCAGUAUACGUGAGCGAAUGUUGUACUCCAGUUGCAAGAGCCCAUUGCUGGAUGCUAUUGAAAGUCAGCUGCAGAUUUCAAUAGCAAAAAAGAUGGAGAUCGACAAUGGGGAUGAACUGACUUCAGAUUUUCUCUAUGAGGAAGUACACCCAAAGCAGCAAGCACACAAGCAGAAUUUCGCUAAGCCAAAGGGACCAGCGGGGAAGAGAGGCAUCCGGCGGCUGAUUCGCGGUCCAGCAGAACCUGAAACAGACUAGAUCUCGAGCGGUGGGUCAUCGGGCUUGGAACUUGUGGACUGUAAUCAUUCCACACCUAUGUUCUUAUAUGGAAGGAAAGAAAAAAAAAAAGGAAAGAAAUUCCCCCCUCCAUCACAUUCAACAUUCUCACUUAAGAAUCAUGAAAGGUUUUGAAGGUUUUGACACACAUUGCUCCCAUUUAAGCAUUAGAUUUAGUGAUUUGCCUUCGUAUACUAUCCAUUUCUUUCUUUUAAGAAGCCACAGAUAUAAGGGUUCACAUGCUGACAGGCAAACCCUCCUGUUAAAAACCAUGCAUACACUCCCUUUGGUCAGCACAUGAACAUCUCUAAACUGUAGAGAACUAGUUUAUUAUGAUUUAUUAAAAUAGCAAUAUGAACAAUUUUAGUAUGGUUCAUAGAAUCAUUGACCGGUUCAUUGGUGCAAAUUAUUUGCAAUUAACAAUUUGAAUAAGGGUAAUACUACUUUAAAUCAGUGGUAUACCCUUAAAACACAUACUGGAAAUAGUACAAGAAUUAUAUUUGAAUGUAUACCUGAGCGAUAUAUAUUGCUAUAUUUUUAAACUGGUCUAAAUGUAGAAAUGGAUACAACUGGUUGAUUCCUUGCAAGAGACCCAUGUUUUAAUAUAUCAUCAAUGGUUUAUACUAGUAUGUGUAGUCCUCUUUCUAGUGUGUAUAUACCUUACACUGUGCAUUACACAGCCCAGUCUGUUUCAAUAAUUACAGGAGAAAAAUAUACUAUUAUAUAAAAAUAACUUUUAUAGUAUAUACUAUUUUUUCAGUCCUUUUGUCUUUGCUACGCUGCAAUACACUGUAGUGAUGCACUUUAGUGUCAAAAUAUUGAAGUCGGAAGACCUGAUUCACUCUAAGUGAUAGAUCAUAAUAUGCAAUACAUUUCUUUGAUUCUUAAAUCUAAAUAAUAGCAAUAACACUAUUGGGUUUUUAAAUUCCUCUUUGCACAAUGAAGCUUUUUUGAAAUACUAACUUCUUAUGUAAAAAAAAAAAAAAAAAGACAACAAAAAAAAACUAAACGUGCAUAUGUGAUGAGUGGAUGCCUGGUGCAACCAUUAAAAUAAAAAUAACAAAACUUUUUUCAAGA
Messenger RNA from Spea bombifrons (plains spadefoot toad), 2217 nucleotides. It is a transcript of the gene TWF1, whose product is annotated as twinfilin actin binding protein 1. The record is from RefSeq and is a predicted model, not a curated record. The transcript has 9 exons. Gene Ontology annotation, cellular component: actin filament; cytoplasm; myofibril. Bases 76 to 1122 code for a protein of 348 amino acids. NCBI's taxonomy places the organism in Eukaryota, Metazoa, Chordata, Amphibia, Anura, Pelobatidae. Gene Ontology annotation, biological process: barbed-end actin filament capping; actin filament depolymerization; regulation of lamellipodium assembly. Gene Ontology annotation, molecular function: actin filament binding; actin monomer binding.